Messenger RNA from Bursaphelenchus xylophilus (pine wood nematode), 1508 nucleotides. The record is from the annotation of a GenBank genome assembly. Lineage: Eukaryota; Metazoa; Nematoda; Chromadorea; Rhabditida; Aphelenchoididae.
AUGUGGCCGUACAGGAUAAUUCACAGAUGGAAGACACGAUGGCUACUAGUUCUGCUUCUUGUGACUUAUUUUUUACUUUUUGUUUUCCAUGUUUCUUGGAGCCAGCAAGAUAAUUUUGGACGAAGUGAAGCUAGAGGAACACGUGAAACUAACAGUUCGCAUGAUGACAUUGAUUGUGAUAGAUUGGCCCAAGGAGUUGAUGAGAAAUGGAUAAAUGAGGCUGAACUCUGGAUUCCGAAUAAGGAGAGUGUGUCCUCAGUUUAUCCAAACGCUGACCGAAUAGAUUGCCAGGCUCUCCACAAUCUCUUUGAUUUUCCCCGACAUCCGCUCAGCGAGUCUGAAUCCAUUUUCCCAUUGUCUUACGGCUUUCACGUUUAUAAAAAUAUUUAUCAAGUAUUGUCAGUCCUCAGUGCCUUCUAUCAUCCGCAAAAUUUUUAUUGCAUUGGAGUUGAUGGAAAGAGUCCAAAAAUCUUCAAAAAUCAGGUCAAGUUACUUGAAAAGUGUCUUCCAAAUAUUACAGUAAUUGUAAGUGUUGCUGUGCUAAUUAUUGACCCCAUUUAGGAGUUCCCAAAAGUUAAAUGGUGCACAAUCGGAACAUUAAAAGCGUUAUAUGGAUGUUUUGAAUAUCUCACAAAGGCCUCCCAUCCUUGGCAAUAUUAUCAAUACAUUUCCAACCACGAUCUUCCUUUGAAGACGAACUUUGAGAUGGUUCAGUUAUUCAAAGCCCUAAACGGAGCUAUAAUUACCGAGGUGACAAGGAGAAAUAAAAUAGAAGAGGUAAGUUCUAGUAUCAUUCGUUUUAUUUCACAGAAAAGAUUUGAACUCCCACUAUACAAGUCAUCAAUGUCAGCGGUGAUCAGCAGAGAAGCCGCGAAUUAUGCAGUAACUAAUGCGAGAGUUAAGGUCCUGUUUAAAGAAAUAAGUAAGGCCCGCUUACCUACUUGUCCGGAUGAAGUCUUAUGGGGAACUUUAUUUGGAAACAAGAAGUGUAAGGCUAAUGAAGAGAUACGAUAUGAUUGCAGUAUUCCCAGCACCCGGUUCCUUCGAUCUUCCCUCAAUGAGAGACGCUUUGUUCAAAUCGAUUAAGGGUAUGAAGAUGAAAGAACCAAUCGUAAAGUUGAAUGACGCAAAGGAGGAGCCCUUUAAUUUGGUGUCUUAUUAUAUUCCGAGAUAUCAAGUUUGGGCUGGAUCUAGACGAAGAUGCCACGGUAAGUUGUAUAAAAGUUACGUAACGAUAAGUCCACUCGAUUUGUUUAGGAAAACAUGUCCAUACUUCUUGCGUCUAUGGAAUUAAGGAUAUCCCGACUCUCCUGGCUAGACCCGAGCUUGUUGCUCAUAAAUUAUAUGCAGACUAUCAGCCAGCGGCGUUUUAUUGCUUAAGGAAAUUGGUAAAAGAACGGGCUCAUCAUCCAGAUCAGAGGUUAUUCAAAGGCAAGGUGUAUUCUCAAUUGGCCCAUGUUCGAAUUCUGAAUGGAGAUGAUCCAAGCGAUGUACAAUACUUUCACUAA